CCACCACCAAGAAAGAUGGAUUUGUGUUUUGUUUGUUUUUCUUGACUGCUGGGCGAAGUAUUGAACGCAUUUCCUUGGUUGUAAUUUGUAUUUUUUUCUUGGAGCAACACAGAGAGGAAGGCAGAUUGUUGGGUUUUUUCAGAGCUGCGGAGGUAGCAGGUGUUUCUGCUGCUCUAGGAAUGGAAGUUAGGUUUUUGAACCCGCACCCAAACAUGGAGGAAAUGACGAUAUGGGAGCAGCACACAAUAACCCUGAACAAAGAUCCGAAAAUAGGCUUUGGCUUUGCAUUGUCUGGUGGCCGAGACAAGCCUAACCCCGGCACAGGAGAGGCGGUGGUAGUGUCUGACGUGGUGAGAAAUGGGCCUGCCGUGGGGAAGCUACAGACCCGAGAUCAGAUCGUCAUGGUCAAUGGGGUCUCCAUGGAGAAUGUCACGUCGAAUUUCACAAUUCAGAACCUGAAGGCCUGUGGAAAAGUAGCCAACAUUACAGUGAAGAGGCCGCGGAUGAUCCAGAUCCCCAUCAGCACCCGGCCAACCCGUGCUCAAUCCAGCUCCAACCUGCUGGCCGACGACCCCAACCACCGGCGGCCGCGCAGGGGCUCCGACAGCCCCAGCUAUGGCAGGGCCCCCCGCAGGGGCCGUAGCGCCUCCCCAGAGCGCAAUGGCCACGACCUGGCCCUCAUGUCCGGCUUCAAACGCCUGCCGCAACAGGACUCCCCGGACAAGCCCGUCAGAACCACACUGAUCAAGAAGAAGCCGACGGACGAGUAUGGAAUGAAGCUGGGAAGCCAGAUUUUUAUUAAACACAUGACGCCUACUGGACUGGCUGCCAAACAAGGGACGUUGCAGGAGGGAGAUCUUGUUCUGAAGAUCAACGGAAUGACUACAGAGAACCUCUCACUGCUGGAGACCAAGCACCUUGUGGAGAAGUCAAAAGGCAAGCUCACCAUGGUGGUCCUGCGGGACAACCGAAAGUUCCUGGUCAGCAUCCCUGAGGUGGAGGACAGUCCACGGAAUAGCGAAGAUGAGCGGCACGGAGACAGCUCCGAGCUAGAAGACAUCUCAGAUCUGGAUUCAGAUUCCCCCACCAGGGGCAGACCAUCACGUCCCACAGCCCGAGAGCGCCGUACAAACAGAACUCGAGCAGAAGCUCCUCCACCGAUGCUGAAGUCCCGCGAUACGUCUCCCGUGCGGUCAACGCUGAGCCGACCUCCUGUGCACAGCCUUCCCAGACGGAGAGUUCCCUCUGAGUCUGAAUCAGACAGAAGUAAUUCUCCACCCCCUGCAAGAAAGGACAGCCGAGAUCUGACAGACUCUGACCGAUACAGGGUUCUGUCCGGCCUCUCCGCCCUGCCCAAUCCCCAGCCCUCCCGGUCUCCCCAAAACUGGAGCCCCGCCCACCUCCCUCAGCCUCCUCGCCCACAUAAACCUGUUUCAGAUUCGGACUCCGACAGGAGCGGCUCUCCCCCGCCCAGACGCAACAGUCCCAAGAUGAUGGACGCGAGAUACAAAGUCCUCCCUGACCUGGCACCCCCCAGCCUGCGAGCCAACUCCAGGGGCUCCUCGCCGUACAGACCUCCACCGCCAGAUUCGGAGUCGGAGUCAGAUGGCAGCCACCACCAGGACUCACGCAGCAGAUACAGAAAGCCCUCGGGCGUUGUUAAAGCUAAAGCCCCUGCGGUAGAGCCCCCGCGCUGGACCCCUCCCACAGCACCCAAUCCCACCACCUACCGGGGUCACACGGAUUCGGAGUCCGAGGCAAGUUAUGCCUCUGCUCCAAGACAGGAUUCUCCCAUCAGCAGGGGAUCCAACAACUCCAGGAGAGCAAUUGGUCUUCCUGAAAUGCGAGCAUCACCAGUCGUUGUCAGACAGGCAGAUUCUCUACGCAGAGCCUCACCCCCUGCCAGACCUCCACCUGAAGAGUCCUCUGAGUCUGAGCGGGCCCCGUCUCCCCCCAGGCGGUAUGAGAGCACGGACGAGAGCGACCACAGUUUUCCACGUGCAAAUGGCACUGUGCGCUCUGAUGUGUCCAGGGCAAGCCACAACAAACCACAUGUCAGGGCUAUUGAGGAGCCAGUUUACUCCCUCCCUCCUGAUGCCUUUCCCACACAGAUCCCAGGGUAUAGCUCAGACCAAAAUGUUGUGGAAUUUGUGAAGGACGGCAGCGUGGGCUUGCGGCUUGUCGGAGGAAACGAUGUGGGGAUCUUCGUUGGGGGAGUUCAACCCAACAGUCCUGCACAUAGGCAGGGGAUGAAGGAAGGGGACCAGAUCAUGCAGGUAAAUGGUGUCGACUUCAACCACUUCACACGAGAGGAAGCAGCCAUGUAUCUGCUGAACAUCCGCACAGGGGAGCCAAUUUCCCUCCGCACACAGAACAAAAUGGACAUUUACAGGAAGAUUAUGAAGUCCAAUAUUGGAGACUCCUUCUACAUCCGUACACACUUUGACCACGAGGCAGAGGGGAACAUCGGCCUGAGCUUCACCCGCGGGGAGGUGUUCCGUGUGCUGGACACCAUGCACCGUGGGAAGCUGGGCAACUGGUUAGCUGUGCGCAUGGGGAAUGACCUGCACGAGAUGGACAAGGGAACCAUCCCCAACCAGACAAGGGCUGAGAUACUGGCCAGUACGGAGCAGGCCCAGAGAGUAUCAGCGGUUGAGAAACAGUCCUCGGGCCAGAGGGCAGAGUUCUGGAAGAUGAGAGGGCUUCGCGGGGCCAAGAAAAAUGCCCGGCGAACGCGAGAUGACCUCCUGCAGCUAACCAUCCAGGGCAAAUUUCCAGCCUAUGAAAAGGUCCUACUGAGAGAAGCUAAUUUUAAACGGCCCAUUGUCAUUCUUGGCCCUCUGAAUGACAUUGCCAUGGAGAAGUUGGCAGGGGAAAUGCCAGAUGAAUUUCAAGUUGCAGAUAUGGUUCCAAGGAAUGGAGCAGAGCGUACUUCGUCCACUGUGAUCAAACUGGAUACUGUGAGGAAGAUAGCUGAACAGGAGAAGCAUCCCUUACUGGAUAUCACACCUACAGCGGUGGAGAGGCUGAACUACAUACAGUACCACCCCAUGGUAUUCUUCCUGGACCCACAGAGCCGGAAAGAUGUAAAGACCAUGAGGCAACGCUAUGCUCCUGACUCCAACAAGAGCUCUCGCCGCCUCUAUACCUCUGCCUUGAAAAUUAGGAAAAACUACAGUCAUCUAUUCUCUGCCCGCAUCAAUUUGCAGCCCGGUUCACAUAGAUGGUAUGAGGUCCUGAAAGACAAAAUAAGGCAACAACAAGCCAAGCCCGUCUGGGUCUCCGAGGUUACGCUGGAGGGAGGGGAGACCGAGGUGCUGGAAGAGUUGGCCCCUGACCACGUCUCAGACUACCUGAGCUGUGAUAGCCGUGGCGCCAGCGACUACGAGGACACGGAUGGCGAGGCCUACACCGACGGAGAGCUUGGAGAACUCUACACUGACAACGAAGACCUCGACGACGCCUUCAGCCCCCCGGACAUCACGCGUCACGCCCGGAGCAGAGGGACCGCACUGGCCCGCUCCUCCGAGCCUGCCAGGGCCCAUGAUAGCCCCAGUCCAGAGGCCCACUACAGCCCAGCGCCACCCUCUGUGGCAGAGCCCGUGUACCAGCUCCCCCCUGACGAACGGCCCCCCAUCCUCCACGUCCCACAGCCCCGCUUGCAGCGCCCCCCUUCGGACAGCCCCCCACGUCAUGACGCCCCAUCCCCACGAAGCUUUAGUGACUCGGACUACAGCAACACGGAGAUUCAAGCCCCAACUUCGCCGUCCGAUGGACCACCAGACUUCCGGGCCCCAGACCCCAGGUCCGUAGGAGCGGCCUCGGAGUCACCGGAGCCUCCUCCAGAUAGUCCUCCUCCUCCACCACCACCCCCCGUCACGCUGUCUUUCAUAGAGGAGAAGCUGAAGAAGACUCGCAUGGUAGAAGAGACUGAAGAAAGACGGUCCCCUCAAUUCCUUGUGCUGGCACAUCAUGAGGCAGUGCAGAAUCGUCGGACUCAGAUCAAUGGGAGUGACAGCUCAGAGGAUGAAAAUGACAUUGAGGAUGUCAUUGUAGAUGAAGAAGAAUGGGGUCCAGCCACAGAACUGUAAAGGGCACAUUUUAUGUAUUAUUUAUCCUGGAAAUGCCUGCUGCUUAUAUUCCUCCUGAUAUCUUUGUUUGGAUUGCCAAGAGGGAGAUGACCUUACAGACAACACUACCUGAGGCCAUUAGCCAUUUGGAGGGGCUAUGUUUUCACAGUCCUGUACGCUGACUCUAUAAACUCUUGGACAUAUACUCCUAUGCAUGAACAAUUGCUGACUAAUAGCCUUGAUGUUUUAUACUGACUGUGCACAGAGUCUGAUUGGCUCGAUCGUAGAGGUUUAUGUUAAUUAAUUUUAAAUAAAAAAAUAUUCUAAAAUAUA
Alosa alosa (allis shad) is the source of this 4403-nucleotide messenger RNA. It is a transcript of the gene tjp3, whose product is annotated as tight junction protein 3. Bases 180 to 4091 code for a protein of 1303 amino acids. Gene Ontology annotation, molecular function: cell adhesion molecule binding. Gene Ontology annotation, biological process: cell-cell adhesion; protein localization to cell-cell junction; cell-cell junction organization. The transcript has 30 exons. Lineage: Eukaryota; Metazoa; Chordata; Actinopteri; Clupeiformes; Clupeidae. The record is from RefSeq and is a predicted model, not a curated record. Gene Ontology annotation, cellular component: bicellular tight junction; plasma membrane.